CUUCUUUUCUCUACAGGAUGUUUCGUGUGGUGUUCAUCGGCCUCUAGUCAUCAACUGCGUGCCGUUUUUAGCAUGGGUGGAAUAAAAGGCGACGUCAUAUUUUCUCAGCGACAAAAUAGGAGCUCUACGAGCAUCAUGGUUGACAUAACAGGCGUCAACGAAACUCUGACGUGGGACAUUCGACAGCUGCCAAUGAUCUACGAUGGAAAUGCGGAUAUGAGUUGCAACUCAAGCGCAAUUGGGGCAAUUUUCGACCCGACGAUGGCAAUGAAAUCUGAAAACUACAGCAAUUCUUGCCGUCUGUCAAAUGCUUCAAGAUUCCACGACUGUGCUGUUGGUGAUUUAACGAGAAUGCUGGGAGCUCUGGAUGCCAACAGUGCACAGCAAAACUUCACAUUCCAGAACCUGACAAUUCCAAUCAGUGGGCCUAACAGCAUCAUGGGUAGGACCUUAGUUCUUUACAAGGGUGGCAUACCAAAAGCCUGUGCAUUAAUUACACCAGCUCAUCCCAUGAUAACCGCAGUAGCUGUUUUCUCCAUGCCCGUUGCUGGUUUUGUUUAUCUGAGACAAGUCAAAGAUCACGCAGACACAACUAUUUUUGUUAACUUGUUCUAUUCUAACGACGCCCAAUCCCAAAGUCAGUUUUCUUGGCAGAUAAACCAAGCAUCUUCCAGUUGUGGUACGUCAGGAGACCUUUUCAGCCCUGAAAACAAUAACGGACAUAGCUGUUCGCGUCUUGAGCACGACAAAUGCCGGAUUGGCGACUUGACUUCAAAGCACGGGAACAUCACUGUCUCCAUGGCCACAAAUAGUCAAUCCGCAACAAAAGCGGCCUUCAUUGAUACGAACCUUCCUCUUACAGGAGCCAACAGCGUCGUUGGUAAGACAAUUGCUUUAUUCUCAAGAAACGAUUCGCAGACGCCUUUUGCCUGUACAACGAUAAAGCAAGUUAAACCAAGAGUUUUCAAAACUGCUUUCAAAUCGAACGUUCAUGACGGUGUAGAUGGAUAUUUCAAAUUUACCCAGCUAUCUCCUUUUGACCCCACAACGACGGAAAUACAGUUGACCGGACUAAACAAAAAGGCUGAAGGAUAUCACGUACACAACUAUCCCAUGCCGUGGCAGAUGACUUACACUGGAAGUCAAUCGUGUGCAGGUGGCUUCCUUGGGGGACACUGGAACCCUUUUGGCGUGGAUGUCAAUGCCAGCCCUUCUGCCGGAACUGGUAUGAUGUCUCAUAGUAUAGACCCACCUUCGUUACUAAGUAGCUCAUAUCAAGCACCACUACUUUUCAUAGGGCAUUAGUUUCAUUUUUGUUUUUCUGAAAACACUCUGCAGAGAGUAUCAGUGCGGCUUGUAGGUGGCUGAAAUGAUCUAGUCCAACGAAAUGAUACAUUGGCACUUUAGUAUCCCCGCUUUUAAGACUGAUGAAUGUUAGCUUAUAAAAGUAUUUUUAUACUACAUUUUCUUAACACAAAGCAAAGGUCACCUUAGGCUGUGCCUUUCUGUUUCAAUUAAACUUGAUUUCUCCCGAUUUCAUUUCUUUAUUAAGCCACGUACUCUAUGUCUGUACAGGGACAAAUGAUCAGUAUGAAAUUGGCGACCUCAGCGGAAAAUAUGGAUCAUUUUUAAAUCUAACAAGCUACAGCGAGACACACGUGGACUACAACCUUCCCUUGUUUGGUAAAAACAGCAUCCAGGGAAGAUCUAUAGUCAUCCACAAACAGAAAACAAUGGGAAGUGGGAGAUGGGUAUGUGCAGUCAUUGGUCUGACUCAUGAAGAGGGCUUGUUUGUCAUGACGACCAAAGUAACUUUUGUUGGACCAGCUUUACAAGGAUACAUUCUUCUGGUGAGUCACUUUUGUUUUAAUGUAUUUACCUGAAGGCGGGGAUAGUGAGUCGGGUAGCCAAAUAAUCAGUACUAUACUAAAAAGUUGCAUUUUGUUGCGCUGUAUACAUAACACAGGGGCACCCAACUGCAAUUUUCGGGAACAUAUAUGUUCGGAAGACGAUUUGAGAACUAGAAUUUUCGGAACAUUUGUUGUAAAAUUUCUUGCUUGCCUGCCUCUCCUAGGAUUUUCGAACAUAAUUACCCAUUUUAAAAGGAUAUUUACCCUAAAAAAGGCCACCUUGAAUUUUCGGGAGCCUUUUCCUGGCUGAAAUUUUCGAAAAGUUAAGUUUUGACCCCUAUAAUUUUCGUAUCACUAGACUUUCAGCUAGGAAAUCCGAACAGAUGAAAAGUUUUUAGAGGAUAAAAAUAUGCCUAUAUCUACCGUUUAAAUACUAAAAUACGUUCAACAAUGCUAUGUUGAGUGGUUUUGAACUAUAUCCUCGUUGGGUGCCCCAGAUAACACUAUGGGCAUUGAUUUCUAUAUGCACCAGAAAAGUACUUGCAAUACUGAAGCUCUACUUUAUCACAAUAGAGACCCUCCAAACAUUCAAUAGACCUUUCCCGCAUUCCUGUAAACAAAGGCACCAACUCGAGCCUUGGGAGGACAAAAUACAGUGAUCAUUUCUUUGUGUUUGCUCACUGGAGCGUAAUGUGGGAAAGGUCUAUUAUCCUUACUAAUCUUCAAAAACAAUGCUCUCAUUGAUAAAGCUUGUACAAAGAAAAGGUUUGUCCGCCACCAAACUAAGUUGGAUUUUUCAUGGGAAUAUCUGCCUACUAUGUACCUUAAUGGCCAUCCGUUGGCAAUAAAGCAGAAAGUAAUUGCGUUGAUUCACCGCUGACAUUUCUAUCAAAUUUCUCUUUUUUUAGACUCAGUACAAGUGGCAAAACAGCCUAAUGGCGUCUGAGGAGACAUCAGUUUAUGCUGAUCUAAAAUAUGUAAAUGAUUCAAGUAAACAGGUAAUAAAAAUAUAUAAAACUAUGCUAAAUCUAGCUGUUUCUUGCAAAGCUAUAAUAUUGCCUCUCGCAACUAUUCUUGCUAGGAUUAAGAGGGUUUGAUUAACCUCAGUCUGGAAUAAGAAAAGAUAAAACUAAGUGCAGAAUUCAUGGAUCAGUCACUUUUAGAAAGCCCAUUCCUCAGCUGAGCAAACGCCUUGCCCCGGUUGUUCAAACGCUAGAGAGCGCUAUCCAUAAGUAAAGUAUUAUAGGUAAACCAAUCGUUUUAUCCACCAGGCCUCAGUUUUUCAAAAGGUGAAUAACGCUAUCCACCGGAUAAAUCACUAUCGACUGGAUUGGGCAAUUGGUUUCCCUAACACUUAUCCGUUGGAUAGCGCUAUCCAACUUUUCAACAACCGGGGGAAGGUAAAGAUUUAUCUGGUGGAGCGCUAUCCACUUUUGGCAAGAACAUUUGAUUUAAAUCAAAGUUUUCAUCUAUGUUAGUGGUUGAGACGGUCAAAUGUCCCACGAUAUGGACUUGCAGACUUGGUGUGGUACUAAAUGAUUUGUGUUUUUCACCAGAGUUUACAGCAUUCGUGGCACGUACACGUAAAUCCAGAGGGGGGCGACACAUACGCUGAGAUGGGCAAGAGAUGCAAGAGCCUCGGAGGACACUAUAACCCUAAUGGCGUAGACUUAGCUGUAAGUAUCGUCAUUCAGCAAGGCUGCGCGCGGGCGUUCACACGGCACUGGACGAAUUUUCAACUGGCUGAAAAAUUUGAGGGGACACCUCGUCACACAGAACCGUUCGUUCCGUUCACAUCGAAGUAGUGCCGAACCAGUUUGAAUUCUAACAGAGCGCUGCUUUAACAAAUCUAAAAUGGCUCCGAGAGUCACACCUUUGCCGUAGAAAAAUUUGGAUGGUUAUGUUGUUCAUACCAUGCUGACAUCAAAUUUUCGACCAAGCCGGCUACAGAUUUGACCUCUAUUUUGGCAUUCAAAUUUUUGAACAGGUGGGCGUUUUAAUUUUCGUACGGUUAAGGUGGUACGGUGAGACCGGAACACCUAAACGCACGAACAUAGGAAACCAAGACAGUCUUGGAUCGUGGAUUCCAGAUCUUUUUCAGUGGAACUUGGAUUCCGGAUUCCACAAGUAAAAAUUUUCAAGAUUCCGGAUUCCACUGCAAAAAUUUUUCGGAUUCCCUUACAUGGGGCGAAAACCGCCGAAAAUUAAUCCGGUGCGGUGUGAACGAUGCGCAAGACGGAGAACUUCUAAAACCUACAACUUUGAUUUAACGAUUCACGUAGGAAUCUGAUCGCCUCUUACAGCUGAUCAUGACACAGUCAAACCAAUGACCUGACAUGCCCAUUUAAUCACCAUUAUUUUCUGCUUGAUACAGAUAGGAUGGUGACAUUUUCAGUUUUUAGAGUGCUAAUAUGGCUGAUAUGGACAGAACUAUGCUAGCCCUAGCACUGUAACAUAUAAAGAUUACUGACUCUGAAAUAGAUCAGACUGGUAAUAUGGAAAGAAUUUGAAAAUAGAGGUAGACUAAAUUUACAUUGAUCCAGAACAACUUUAAUACAAAUGAUCUUUGUCCGGUGGUGAUUAUUCAGUUUUUGACUUAAGACUUCUAAAGUAAGACUCAACUCAACUAAGACUCAACUCUUCCUCAGCGGUGAUUCAUAAACUGUUACUAAGAGGUCUAUACUUCAUGAAUGGGUUUAUAGGGAACGUACAAGCCAGCUUGUUCCUCUGGAAACAUGUUGCGUUGUGAAGUUGGUGAUCUAUCAGGCAAGCAUGAAAGGCUGAAUAUUGGUUCUGGAAAGCAGUUUUAUACGGAUCCAAGUCUUCCAUUGUUUGGUGAAUGGUCAGGUAAAGAUCCAGAUAACUUUGCUUUUAAAAUUGCCAAAACUGCAGUGUCGACAAAAGAAAAAGUCUAAAAAACGAAUUUGAUGUUUCUUUUCUAGUUGUUGGCCGCGGAAUUGUAGUUCAUGCAGAGAACAGUGGAUCUGGUCGUCUUGCUUGUGCCACCAUCAAACCAGUUAAUACUUUUUAUGUGGAGAAAACGCUGAAUUACGUGGAAGGAACGACAUUUUCAAGGUAAUUUUUACUUAACUCGCAAUACCAAUGCCAAGAUUAAAGAGAGGCAUUCCGGUUUAAUAAGUGAAAAAUUCAGAGCGAUUGGCUAAAAUAUAUGUACGAUCUAUUCAAAGUUAACCUAUGUUUCGCAAUUCACGAAUUAAUGUUCUCGAAUCUAAAGGAUUGCCGUUUCAUUGUAAUUGAUAACGAAUGCAGCGAUGUCCUAGAUCAACACCCACAAAACAUUCAGAAAGGCGACGAACUUUAUGAUGUUGUUUGGUUUUGUCUUAGGGUUACUUUUACAAAAUCUAUAUCGGAGUUGCUGAAAAUACCAGAUUGGAGACUGUUUUACAUCAGAGAAGAGGAAAGCAGGGUUCAAGGCUGUAUGACCGUCAAAUUUGGAAUCAUGGGCAAUGGUUAGUAAGUCCCUAAAUGAAUAUAAAGCAAUCAAAGGAUUAAGUACUGAUAUAUUUUUUUCGCAAGGGCGAGAUGUUGAACACUUUUUUGGGAGAUAUUUCUCAACUAACCUAGCAUUAAAGCUUCAGUAUUUCUCCUAAAACUCUUUAAGUAGGCAUCCUUUUAAAAAACUUUGCGAAGUCAUUGUACUGGAUGAUUAAGGUUUACUAAUAUGUUUUCGUCUUUCUUUUACUUCAGCAAAUCAAGUCGAUGAGCCAUCUAAAACAUUUGAUCUGAUUGUAAGCACAAGGCCAGGAAUGUUAAAGGAGUUCCAACCAAAGACCAAGUGUCUCGGAGGUAAGAGACAAAAAAAAAAAAAAUCUAGAAAGUAUGAUUAA
Messenger RNA from Porites lobata, 5698 nucleotides. Lineage: Eukaryota; Metazoa; Cnidaria; Anthozoa; Scleractinia; Poritidae. The record is from the annotation of a GenBank genome assembly.